Chiroxiphia lanceolata (lance-tailed manakin) is the source of this 4636-nucleotide messenger RNA. It is a transcript of the gene LRRC39, whose product is annotated as leucine rich repeat containing 39. NCBI's taxonomy places the organism in Eukaryota, Metazoa, Chordata, Aves, Passeriformes, Pipridae. Gene Ontology annotation, molecular function: protein binding. The transcript is spliced from 9 exons. The coding region runs from base 565 to 1578 and encodes 337 amino acids. The record is from RefSeq and is a predicted model, not a curated record.
UUUCUAGUCUAUUCAGUCUGUGUUGCUGUUUAUCAGCACUUUGAAGCUCAGUUAUACUGCAGAGAAACAUUACUAGAGUAAGCAAGUAGUUGUCAUUUUCAAUUCAAAACUAGCCUUUUUUAAUCUUUGUUAUUUUUAAUUCAAUAUGAGCUCAUUGUAGAGAAUAACAAUUACUCCUUUUUCACAAUUUGUAACUUUUUUAAGCAGGAGUUCAGGGGAGCCCCGUCAUCCUCAGCAAACUGGGGAGAUUUUACAGUGGUAAAUGCUUGGGGGAGGUUGCAGAAGUGCCUCAUGUGAUGCCUUCUAUUCUCAGCAUAGGUUAAAAUUAGAACUAGACUGACAUUACAUUGGAGUCUGAGAGUUCUAAAUGGUUUUGGUAAUACAGACAAGAUUUGUAAUUCGUCUCCGCUCUUGUCCAGAAAGCAAUGAGUCACAGAAAAUCCUUGAAAACACCAAAUAAUUGAGGGUUUUAGCUCUCAUGUCACUGUCCCCAGCUGGUAACUGAUACAUGGGCUGAUGCGUUCCAUCAGAUUCCUGGGACUGCAUCUGAACAUGUAAAGGAUCAUGGCUGAAACUGCAGUUUGCCUUGGCACAUUCACUGCUGUGAAGACACUUUGGGAAGUGAGAAUACACAAGAUAAAUGAAGAAUUACAGAAAGAAAAGGAAUUCAGGCAGAGGUCUGCAGGAAGACUACUGCUUGUCUGGGAGGAAAGAGCUGCUUUGGCAAAGCUUAAAGAAAGAGUUAUUAAUGAAGGUGGAAGAGCAAUUUUAAGGAUAGAGGAAGAAGAAUGGAAGACACUACCUUCGUGCUUAUUGAAACUAGUCCAUCUCCAGGAAUGGCAGCUUCAUAGAACUAGUCUGCAGAAAAUUCCUCAAUUUAUUGGAAGAUUUCAGAGUCUUGUUGUUCUGGAUCUAUCCCGGAACUCAAUUGAAAGUGUACCUAAAGAAAUUGGCCAGCUGACCAGCCUCCAAGAGCUGCUUCUCAGUUACAAUAGAAUAAAGUCUGUUCCAAAGGAAAUAAGUAACUGUAUCAGUCUGGAAAGAUUGGAACUGGCUGUCAACAGGAAUAUCUGUGAUCUUCCUCCUCAGCUCAGUGAUUUAAAGAAGCUUUCACACAUAGAUUUGUGCAUGAAUCAGUUUACUACCAUCCCUUCAGCUCUCCUCAACAUGCCACAUCUAGAAUGGUUAGAUAUGGGGGGAAAUAAACUCCAGGAGCUUCCUGAUGCAAUUGACAGAAUGGAGAAUCUCCACACUUUAUGGCUCCAAAGGAAUGAGAUAAACUCUUUGCCAGAAACCAUUUGUAAUAUGAAAAAUCUUAGUACUCUUGUUCUUAGCAACAACAAGCUUAAGGAUAUUCCAGCUUGUAUGAAGGAUAUGACAAACCUGAGAUUUGUCAACUUCAGAGACAACCCACUGGAGCUAGAGAUAACCCUCCCUCCGUGUGAGGAUACAGAAGAGGAGGAGCAGCAGGAAAUGUUUGGCAUUGACUUCAUGCACAUGUAUAUCCAGGAGUCCCUCAAGAAAACAGGAAAUCUGGAAAGUUGUACUUCUCCUCCGAUCAUAAAUCCUAAUGAAUAAAGAAUGUAACUGAGAAUGGAAGACAAUACCAAGUAUACUUCUUCCCAGCAAAGAGGCCUACAACAGGUGUCAAAUAUUCUUAGGGAUUUUAUUUUUCCACUGAUGAGAACUGGUUUGCAUAUGUGUAAUGGGAAAUAUAAGACCCUUUCCUGGGUACAGGAAAGACUAAAACAUUUUUUUUGUAAACAUUGAAUUAGCUUUUUAAAAAAAUCCAGAUAAGUUUUUUAGGUUUUUUUUCCCCUAACAAUUCCAAAUCUAUCUCCUGUCACGUAGUUGGCUCUGUUAUCAAAGAUGGACUUGGGACAGCUGUCAACAGGACAUUCUCCAAGGAUACAGCAGACUCUGUGUAAUACUGUAGUGCAGCCUUGUAUCCUUGUUGUUGUAAAUAUUCAAUCCGUCCGUGAUCAAUCAGCCGUUUACAGAGGCAACCUAUCUCCUUUCGUUCUUCAACAGUAAGUAUCCUAGUGUCAUAAAAGGGAGGAAAAGAAUGAACAACAUCUGUCAGAGGAAUAGUUUGGUUAGUUAACAUUAGUAGUUAAGCUUAGAGAAACUACUGAAAUCACUAAGUUCAUUUUAGUCAGGCAACUGUGACUGUUGAUAUAUUUUGAAAUGUACAUCCAUAAAACCUGUAUUUUUAAAGUAAAGUAUUUCUGUAAGUUCAGUAAUAAGUUAAUUUCUGCAAAAUGAGCCCUUUUGAGGACCCAAAACAAUUUGAUGUGCCACUAUACAUAAUUUUGCUUUUCUGCUGGAGUCCAUUUGCUAGGAAAAAAAUUACAUACCCUUGCCAUGUAUCAGAACCACUCUCUGCCGUGCUGAAUGUUUGCUCAUGUUCUUCUGUGUCAUUAGUUUGGUCUUCACUUUCUUCACUUGUAGAGGCUUUGCUUGUGGUUUCUCGCAUGCCACAAGUGGCCCAACUACUCAUUCUCUGGAAAUAAUGGAAUUCUACUGCUCCCAGUCCAACUGAUUUAAAGAACUCUCUGCCUACAUAAUGUGUCCAGUCACACUUGUGAUGGCAACACAGAGCAAUGACAAUUCCAGCUACAGGCUUAUGGUCUUCUGUGUUGCUGUCAUUACCAGCAGCAGUGUCAGGAACCACCUCUGUCGUAGCAGUCCUACAGCGUUUUGCUGCAGGCUCUUCAUUUUCUCCAACACAGCAAUUUGAGUAACUUUCAACCAAGCAUCUCAGAGCCAGAUCUGGGAAUGAAGAUACACCACCAAAAAAGUAUCCAUAAACACCAUGCCAUUAUUUAUACAGGCUCUAUCAUGACUGGGAAUGUACUUCCCAUAAAGAAAAUCAUACAUCACAAACUAAGCCAAAACACAAUUUUAAUGAUAAAAAAAAAUUACAAACAUGCUUUGGAAACAUGAAAACCCUAAAUGCUAAAUUAAUAUUAUGAGUCCUCCAGAGCUCUUCAGGGCUUAUCCACUGGAAUAUUUGUUCUACGGAAGUGAAUUUGAAAUACUUGGGUAAUAAAUUGGCAUAUUGUAGGAGAAUCUCCUCCCUGUAAAACAUGCAACUAUUUGCUCCAGAAACUGGAUAUCAAGGACACAAUCUAUUUAAUAUGCACGUGUACUUCUUAAAUGCUUAACUGUGUCAUCUUUGUCACAAUGCCUAGAAAGGUGUCAUAUUUGAGAUAUCUUUAUGUAGUAAGCAUAUAAUGUUAGAAAAAUAUUAGUUUAAAAUUAUCAGGACAGAAACACAUUCUUAUUUGUUUGUUGGGAUACAUAUUCAAACAGUCAACACAAAUUUAAAAGAAAAAUAUUUCAAAGAGGCAACUGUGCUAAAAAAAGUACUUUGACCAGAUUACAAAUGACCCAUGCCACCACACAGUAUUCUUUGUUCUAAUCUAUAGAGCACAAGAAAGGCUUUACUUCUGCCUAAACUAUCCUUGCACCAUUAUCCUUUUACUAUUCCACGGGAGUCAAUAGGUAAUUAGAAUAUAACUGCUAUAUUCACCAACAAAGGGUUAGAGGGCAAGAAGAGCUUAAAAGGAUAGUCUGGAAGAUCAGUCCAUUCAGAGUGUAAGAUUUAGUACCCUAACUUUCUGCAGUUCACACAUCUAUAAUUCGUACCUGUUGCAGCACCACACAAAUGCUUCCCAAUUCCUACCACCGGUAGUUUUUUCUUCUCCAAAAUAGGUACCUUACCUGGAGAGGGAAAAAAGCAAACAACCAACAAACCCCCCAUGCAAUCCACAAUAACCCUAGCACCUAUAUAUUAUUAUAGUUGGGGCAACAUUUUUUCUGAAUAAAAUAAUUUCUGCACACUUAGAAAUAAAUGUUUACCACUACUAAAACUACAGUGGUUUGGUCAAAGGAAAGUUUCUUUUACUAAAACAAAUUAAAAGAAUAGGAUGCUGUGGCUGGGAAGCACAUUUAACCAUUUCAGCCUUUCUAUACUGCCUAUGAAAGGUAAAUAUGACAUUAAUGCAUCUCCUGAUGAGAGGUGUUCCCACAAAUUCUAUAGCAUUGAUGGUGCAUACUUGUACCUAAACCAAACAGUGCAAAGAUGUUUAAUCCUGCAAGUUCUAAAAAAACCUUCAAAAUGCACUUGUUUUGGUAUUUCUCACCUGUAAUGGUGUCCUGCAAGUGUACAGAGUAGAAAACUUUAAAUCUCCAUUUAAAAUGUGUGUAUAUAUACACAUGCCUGUGUGUAUAUAUGUGUAUACACAUAGCAUUAAUAUAUCCCAGCAACCACUGAGAAUCAUCUUCAAAACCAAGACCAUUUAAGCAUUCUACAUACAAACUGACUUGAACCCCAGUAUUAAAAAUUUAAGAAUAAGCCUCUAUUUCAGAGUGACACAAGCCAAGAAGGAACUUACUUAAACAUAAGUGCUGAAUAUCAACUUGAAGCCUGUCAAAUAUAGAAUCUCUUCUUUUAUGUUUUCCAUCCACCUGUUUAAACAGAACAAGAUUAUUAAGUAGGGCUGGCCACUAAUAAUUAUAAUAUUGCUCCUGGUAUUAAUGCCAGACCUUUUUCCUGUCAAGUCAACAUCUGUGAAUUUCCAACAUUAAACACCAGGAUUUUUUUUCUAAUAAAUUUGCUAUUGGCGAAGUA